GCUUAUUACUCCGAAAGCUUAGUCAGUGAACCACGCUGUUGGGUAUUUCGAAUUGGCAAUGACGUCGGGUUGUUUAAUAUCCGUUACGCUGAUCCUAGUCGCUGGUGUUUUGCAGCAAGGAUAUGCAUCGAGAAUACUUGGAAUCUUUCCGUUCCCUUCGAUCAGUCAUCAAAUCGUAUUUCGAGGGCUGACCGUGGCUCUCAGGGAGCGAGGUCACGAACUCGUUGUCAUCACUACCGACCCGAUCAACGAUCCAACCCUGAAGAACUACACGGAGAUUAAUGUGAACUUUCUAUACGAGGACUUUAAUGAAGAUGUGGACUGGAUUGCAACCCGAAAAAAGAGGACAUGGCUUGGAUUGUGCCACGACAUGUUUCCAAGACUUAUACCAAUGACUGAACGAGUUCUUAACCACCCUGAAGUUAAAAGGUUAUAUUCACCAGAAAGCGGGGAAAAGUUUGACUUGUUAAUAAUUGAGAUGCUUGUAUGGCCCGCCUUUCUACCUCUCGCCAAACAAUUUGAUGUUCCGAUCAUAGGCAUGACAUCUUUAGGUUUGCCUCUUCAAAUGCAGUAUGGCAUCGGCAAUCCUAUCAUGCCAUCUCAUCCAGCUCAUUGGGAUGCCGAGAUAAAAGAGCUCGGGAGAUUGUCGUUUUGGCAAAGGCUGCAGAACUUUGUGCACGCGUGGAGAUUCGUGCACUUUUACAGAACCGAUUAUUUGCCAAGGCAGCAGGCGAUCGCGGAGAAACAUUUUGGACGCGGCAUCCCUGAUGUUGCAGACAUCGAAAAUAACGUUAGUUUGGUUUUCGUCAAUCAGCAAGCACCGAUUUCGUUUGUGAAACCAAAUAUACCCAAGAUCAUAGACAUCGGUGGAUUUCACGUCUCAAAGCAGAUUGAGCCGCUGUCGAAGCACCUUCAGAGAAUCCUGGAUGAAGCGACGCAAGGCUUCAUAUACAUGAGCCUUGGAACGAACGUCAAGAGCGUCAUGUUGAGUGAUGAAACAAGGGAAGAAUUUCUGGCAGCCUUUUCGAAACUACCCUACAUCGUCAUUUGGAAAUUCGAAGAUGAUAUCCUCGUCGGCCAGCCAGAUAACGUAAUAAUCAUGAAGUGGGCUCCGCAGCAAUCCAUCUUAGCGCAUCCCAAUAUCAAAGCUUUCAUAUACCAAGGAGGACUUCAGAGUACAGAGGAGGCGAUUUCUCACGUUGUUCCUGUGAUCGGGUUGCCAGUAUUUGCCGAUCAGGAUACACAUGUCAAUAAAAUGGUGUCCCUUGGCGUUGGAACAAAGUUAGAAAUCCUCACUGUGAACAGGACGGGUUUACUAGAAGCGAUUCAAUCCGUUGUGCUCGACGGCAGCUACAAGCAGCGAAUGUUGAAAUUGCGGGAUUUGAUGGAAGACAAGCCGUACGAUUCGUUGGAGAACGCGGUUUGGUGGACGGAACACGUGAUACGUCACAAGGGUGCCCCUUAUCUGCACUCUACGACAGCCGACGAUCCCUGGCAUCAGCGACAAGAUAUGGAUAUAAUUUUUAUUAUCACUACAGCGAUUCAGACGGCUCUAAGUAUAUCAGCAGUUGUAGUAUAUAAGUUAAUGGCUUACUGUAUUCAUUAUCUUAACCACAAUUGGCAGACGAUCAGCAAAAAAGAAAAGACGUGUUGAUUUCUUCAUCGCAAUAUAUCACUGCAGUAGGUUUGUGACGAAAUUUUUCAUCAUGGACCAUUGAAAUUCCUAAUACCUACGUUGAUUAUUAUGUAAAUAAGCGUUGUGAUUUUUCAUCAUUGUCAGGAUGAAAUGUAAUUUGCAAUACGCAUAACUUCAGAAUUGCAUUAAUAAAAGGAUUUAAGUCGAAA
Molecule: messenger RNA, 1845 nt
Organism: Neodiprion virginianus
Lineage: Eukaryota; Metazoa; Arthropoda; Insecta; Hymenoptera; Diprionidae
Product: UDP-glycosyltransferase UGT5-like
Exons: 5
Coding region: 59-1654 (531 amino acids)
Molecular function (GO): UDP-glycosyltransferase activity
Source: RefSeq, a predicted model, not a curated record